Molecule: messenger RNA, 10417 nt
Organism: Dunckerocampus dactyliophorus (ringed pipefish)
Lineage: Eukaryota; Metazoa; Chordata; Actinopteri; Syngnathiformes; Syngnathidae
Product: tubulin polymerization-promoting protein
Exons: 5
Coding region: 8952-9872 (306 amino acids)
Biological process (GO): microtubule polymerization; microtubule bundle formation; positive regulation of protein polymerization
Cellular component (GO): microtubule
Molecular function (GO): tubulin binding
Source: RefSeq, a predicted model, not a curated record
GGCCGUGCAUGUUGUGAUAUUGAAAAGCAGAAGCGGUCUGCUGGUGGCUUCCUUCUUCAGAUGCAUGAUUGUAGACGGUGCGAUUGUAAAUGCAUGCCACGCUUCCUCAUUAUCUCUUUCAACACUGCUGCUACUUAAAAUUAUACAAUCACCUUCACGUUUUACGGCCACACAUGAAUUCGAUCCUAAAGUAAAUGUGGCACUUGCGUCUUUAUGUAACACUUGUCUCCAGCUGCAGCAGCCAUGUCCGUGUAACAUCAACAACAUGAGUGUCUUCUGUGUUUAUCUUCCAAAAGCACCCCUCGUGCGAGCGCUGAUUGGCCACAGAGAAUGAUUGACACUUCACCUGGCCUAUAGCUGCAGUCUCUGUGCCAAGCUAUUGCGUUGUAUAUAGGCAGUUACAUAAUUAUUGCACACAAGACAGGAUGUAUGUCCUCAAUAAGCAGCCUUCUGGUGCUUUGGUUUGCAAAAGCGCAUAAAGACGCACAUGUAUGCAUGUAUUGAGAAUUAAAUAUUUUACAUAUACAUAUACUGUAUAUAUAGCUAUAACAGAUAACCAUCCAUCCAUUCUCUACGCCGCUUAUCCUCAUUAUGGUCGCGGGGUAUGUUGGAGCCUAUCCCAGCUGGCUUCGGGCGAGAGGCAGGGUAGCUAUAACAGAUAUGAGUGUGCUAAAAGAGAUGUUGACGUGUUCCCCCCAUAGGUUGAAUUAGACAUGCAUGGGGGGGAAGUCAUUGGCCCAGAUUUCAUUGAGCUAUUCUUAGAGCCUUUGGCUGAUGUCACAAACACUUUACCUCACUGUGUAAAUGAAAAUAUUAUACAUUAAAUUGGGUUGAAAUUAAGGUCAGGGCUGCAAAAAAUGAGUAUCAUUGUUCACCAAGGGUUCAUAAACGGCUUAUAAGAGCACCGGGAACCUCUGAGAUAAUAUCAUCAAUCCAUUCCAGGUUCAAGCGGUCAACAUCAUUAACUGUUGUAAAUAAUGUUUGAACAUUCUUAACAGUUAUAUAAAUGUGAAAAGAAGUUAAAACUUCUUUAAAAAAAAAUUGUACAGUAAAUUGUAGGGGUGUCACGAGAUCUCGCAAGAUUAAAAGGUGGUCUCGUAUAGAGAAAAGCUGUCUUGUGAGAACAGAGCAGCUACUGUGAAUGAUAAUACAUGUAAUAUGGAAGUGGCAGUGAGAGAGGCAUUAUUGCACCUGCAACACCUUGCAAUCCAUCCUACCUCCCAGCGUCCGCGUCAACGAGUGAUGUGGGCUGUUUUUGAACAGCUGCUGCCGUGUUGAUGGCCAAGCAGAAGCUGUAGUAAUACCACAUUUGAUCAAAGUUACUUAAGAUUUGUUAGAUCAUAACACUUGGGUGUCGGACUUGUCUGCACCCACAAUCACAGAGGCAUUCUAUUUACGCUUGUUACAUUUGGCUAAAUUAACUUUACAAGCGCUGGCAAUCACUGGUUCCACUUCAUAACACACCUGUAUGAGUAAUGGCCUUAAAAAAAAAAUGCUAGAAUUUGCAUUUUGCGCAUUUGGAUCUUAAUGAGGUUUUAAGUAGAGCUACAAUAUGCAAAAGCAAGAAGGGAGAGUGAGACAAAAAGCAUUUUGAGAAAGUAAUUUAUUGAAAACAACAAUUAAACUGAAAUAAGCUGUUUAUCAGCUGAUCAAAAGUUUAAGACCACUGCUCAAAAAAUAACAAAAAACUCUCUAAACCAGAAAAAAAAUGUUCUCGGUAGGACUCAGUCAUGAGUAGCUCUACAGUUCUUGUUAAUCACUUCUAAAAUUGGUUUGGGCAUGCUUGAUGCGAGUGUUUCCAGGAGGAUAGUGGUAACAUUGCUCCAAGUGGUGAAGAUGGCUUCACCAAGGGCAUCAACUGUCUGGAACUGAUGGCCAUUUUUAUAAACUUCCCUUGCCAUCCAUCCCCUAAUGUUCUCUAUGGGAUUUAAAUGAGUGGAACAUGCAGGAUGGUCCAAAAGAGUGAUAUUAUUCUCCCUGAAGAAGUCUCUGGUCAAGCGAGCAUUGUGAACUGCAGCGUUGUCCUGUUGAAAAACCCAGCUGUUACCACACAGACGAGGGCCCUCAGUCAUGACGGAUGCCCGCUGCAAUAUCUGCAAAUAAGCACCUGCCAUUUGACGACCCUGCACCACCUGAAGCUCCAGUGUUCCACUGAAUGAAAAAGCACCCCAGAUCAUGAUGGACCCCCCUCAACUGUACCGGGUAGAAAACAUCUCAGGUGGGAUCUCCUUGUCAUGCCAGUAACGUUGGAAACCAUCUGGACCGUCAAGGUUACAUACCCCAGUAAUGGCCUUAAUUUGGAUGGAAGACCGCCCUGUGUCUUGGACAGCCAAUCGGAUCCUCCGGCUCAGCACAGGUGUGAUUUUUUUUGGGUCUACCACUUGACUUUUUUGUUCCAUAAUGGUCAGGAUCUUUCAAAAAAUGUAGAAUGACUGAUUUACUGCUCCCAACCUCAGCAGCAAUGGCACGUUCAAAAAGAGAAAGCUUCUUAGCUUUAGCCAUCAGGAGGGCAUGACAGUGUGUGUGUGACAGAAAAUGAACAUUUUGAGCAGGUUUUGGCUUUUAUAGCCUGUGGUCUUAAACGUUUGAUCCGGUGAUAAACAACACAUUUAAUUUAUUUUUUUUUGUUUGAAUUACAACUUCCAAAUUCUUGUUUUUGCAUAUUGUAGCUCUACUUAAAACCUCAUUAAGAUCCAAAUGUGCAAAAUGCAAAUUCUAGCAAUUUUUCAACUGGUGUUAAGAUUUUGAUCAGGAGUGUAUAUACUAUAUAUUUUAUAUUUAUAUUGAUAUUUAUAUAUUUUAGGGCUGUUAAAAAUAGCACGGCAAAUGCUGAAUUGCGAAUAUGCGGGGAUCCUACUUAUUCUAAAUAUUGAUGAUGAGUAAUAUACUGUAUAUCGUGACAAAUGUGGAGAGAGGAAGACUGUCAACUUGCAUAAGGAUUUGACCUUGAUGGAGCUGUCAUACAAGCGUAAAAGGAAGAUAACCUUAUACAUGAACACAAUAAAAUUUGUACUUUAUUUUAAAAAUGAUGUUUAUUGUCACACUAACAAAUAAUGUGCACAGCAGUGCAUAUUUUGUUCUUCAUUUAUUAUUAUUCUUGACUUAGGCAUGUUGUACUGAGCAGCCAGGACAGCAACGUGUGUACCGUUUUCCUACAUCACAGAAAGUUUUAGUUUCAAAUCUAUGGUUGUCGUCAUAUUUCCCCUAUUUGCCAUCACUGGUACCCUGAGUGGAGUUCAUUUUGAAGAUGCUUGCCAAGCUGAAGUCACAUGUGACAUCAUGCAUGACACGGGUGGAAUUUGGGAUUUUUGAGGGACUUAAGCUACAUAAUUUUUUGGGUCUAAUUCUGAAGUGCAAGACCUUAGGGUUAUUCAACUUUCGAGGUUCCACUGUUACCUAGAUGCAAGAAAAUAUUAUUGUACUUUCAUUAUGCCAUAUAACCUAAGAAUUGUUGCAUGUGAACCAUGUCGGCGUCACGCUUUCUUAGCAUAGUCUCCUUCCUCAAUUGGAUCACUGCUGCUGCUGCCAACAAUAACCACUGUGGCUCGCUCGAAGCAUCUUGUUACUCUGCUGCUCAGUGCACGCCAGCGUGUGAUUCACAGAGCAUACUGACUGAUGGAGAGUGAAUGGUGUAGUGGUGACCUCAGACAUGGGCUAUAUAAUCCUUGAACUGUCAAUGCCAGUGUUUGAGUGCGUCCAAAGAUGUGACCUGAUAAACACUGCAGCAGCAACAGAACUAAUGUUGUAAUAGCAGCAAAGAGCAAACUGCUCAAUCAGCAUUAAUAGCGCUGAGUUCAUUGUAAACAACCACACGUUUCACACCAACACCUGAGUAGCAACAUCUUAAAGUGCAUGUAGAGGUAGAUAAAACUGCUGGAUGCUGACCACUCCUAAUACUCCUAAUAUUUCAAAUGUGGCUAAAAGGAUAAGCAGGACACACAAGUGAAACAAUAUGAUGUACUGUAUGUCUAAUCAAUGCAUUUCCUUUCGAAUACCAGUACCCAAGAGAUGUGUUUCCAGCAACACUAGCAAGGACGUUAGCAUUUUAUUUACAAAAGAUCAGCCAAACAACCACCAUCGAUCAUUUAGGGAUGCGCAAAAACUGAAGAUGGAAAUUAAAUUAUGCAUUUCCAACCGAUUUUCACUAUGUGGAGGCAAGCUAUUACUGGAAGCGUGUCGUGUAGCGUCACAACAACAGUCGUACAAUCAUCACAAUACAUUGCCGGAAAUAGCAGAACUUUGUCUUACAGCUUGGAUAUUUUACAGGCAAUGUUACUGAGUACUGAAUGAGAGGGAUAAUGCUCGUUAAAAAAAAAAAAUGUGUCUUUUCUUUUUUUUAACUCAUCAAAAUGAUUUCCCCCAGUGUCCCCUAGGGGGCUCUAUAACAGUAAACAUCUACAAGUAAAUAUAAUGCUGGACCCAGAUUUACAUUCUUCAAGGCGCCAUCUAAUUUCAAAUGCUUCUCAUCCAUCAGCCAGAAUAGCCCUGUUUCUGAUUUUGGACCCGGAUUUCCAGGACUAGUAUCAUUUACCUUUUUGUAUGGCAUCGUUGUUAGGCAACUGCUUUGAACUUCAGCAGUUAGGCAGUUAGCUUGACUUGCUAGCAUCUGAAUCUGUACCUCUAGCCUGUCCCGAGUUCAAGUUGAGGGUGUCAGCAAUCUGUUCUGAUCUUGUGUUCCAGAAGUGUAGUCAAGAAAGCACCAAAAUAGUUUAAAACUCUAGUAUCAACAGCAGACCUAUUGCCGUGUACAUCAGGGGUCCCCAACCACCGGGCCGGGGGCACACACAAAAAGAAUACUUUUGUAAAUAACUAAAUACAAUUUUAAGUAAAUGCAUAUACAUUUUGGAAAUGUGGGCCAUUAUUUUAUUCAAAAAAUAAUAUAGUUUGAAGUUUUUGCAUGUUUAUGUUGUUUGUUGCGAGAGUCCCACUUUGUUUGACAGUCCUUGAACGCCCCAUUGUACGUGCGCUAGCAUUCUCCCACUCUGCACAGAUUACUGUACUGUACUACUAUACUAUACUGUAUUUUUAUCGGGGCUUUUACACUUCAUAUUUGCUCCCAAAUGCUGGUACUCUGUGGGAAUGCAUAAAGGUAACGUUUGAUGACAUUAUUGAGUUCUAAUGUGUAUAUUUGUUGUGUGUACAGCUUCAAGUUAAUUCAUGCUAGCACACUGCCUGUUACCACACACAUCAAGCAGCGGCGCUAUAAUCUUCUCUCUGAAAAACAAACUCCAAGCUUAUAGUGGUGGAUGGUGGGUCUGUAUUCACUUUGUGCUUUUAAUUUGAUGUUGUUCCUGUCUUAGUGUUACACAAUACAUACUAAAUGAGAUAAAUGACAUCGCUAUACGACCCCCACCACCACCGCCCCGGUCCGCGGAGAUUUGUGGGAACACGAGCCGGGCCGUGCGUCCAAAAAGGUUGUGGACCACUGGUGUACAUCCUUUCCGAUCAACAACAACAGAAAACAGGAGACUCAGGUUAAUUCAGUAUAAAAGUGGAAAAAGAUCAUGUAUCAGCACCUUUAUCUAGUUUUGCACCAAAACAGACUUGAGGAGGUGAAGAAAAAAAAGAUGAAGAACACCUGUGUGUGUGUGUGAAUGACAUGUUGUGUUUUGAUUAAACGUUUAAACAGCGACAAUUAUAGGACAGGAAGGGAUGAUUUACCGACAGAGUAAAGUGUGUGUGACAGUGUGUAUGGUGAAGGGGGCAGGGUCUAACUGUAACAGUAAUGGUCACAAUUUAUGAUUGACUGGUCCCAGUCUAGAACCGCUUCCUGGCAGGGAUGUACAUCUAGAUAGAGCACAGAUGGGGUUCACCGUGAUGCUAUGACAGCCAUGUGGCCUAAACACUUUCCUCCCUCUCAAUCACCGAUGUCAUCAUUAUGUGUCGCACCAUCUGCCAAACAUUAUCUUGGCUGAUCGUGGCUCACACACGUUGUCUACUGGCUGAUCUUCUCUCCUGAGCAUGAAUAGAAUGUUUCCAGCCGUGAUGGCGUAUUGUCUCUCUGAAUAGCUGCACCUAAAAUUGGGUCAACUUAUGGUUGGGGCAUUCAUGUGUGCAGCGUGCGUGUUGCCAGAAGGUGUGUGGAUGUAAGCAUGUUGUCAUCAUCCACUCACAGAUUUCUCUCUGUAGAGCUGCCCUUAACCAAAUGCAGCAGAAAAACUAAACAGACGCAAAAUGAAGCUUGUACUCAGAUUAAAGCUGCAUACAGCAUCACAUUGACCUUUGACCACUCUGUACUGACCAUCAUGUGGCAUAAAGGGACUUGUUGUCUUCUGGACAUGGACACUUGAAACUACAGGCUAUAAAUUGGAGGAUGGAGAAAAGACUUCUUUGUUUCACUGUGAUUUUGCUGCACACACAAUCUGAUGCCGCUCCAUUAAAACGCUGUGGAUCACAACUCAAAGUUACUGCAAGCUUUGAGUGGGAAAGCUAACCUACUUUGUGGCUUAGUUUUUCUUUAUAUUUGACAAAUGUUUCUCUAUUAUUUUGCAAGGACAUGGUGGCAGGUGUGGAAGUCUUUAACGAACAAAGGUUUAGCUCAAAUGGAGUGGCAUGAUUCACAAAAACAUUUCAAAAUAACAACUAAAACUAGGAGACACAGCUUAGGCCAACAUAAACUCACCAUGGGAGGGGGAAAACAGGGACACACACAAAAGAAGAAUAAAUCCAGGAAAUAGAAAAAAUGCUUAUACAGGUACAAACAGAGGGCUUUGAGAAUACAGGUAGCAAGAGUCCAAGGAAAUACACAAGUGCAAGCGAAAACAUAUCCAACAAAAGCAACUGAACCGGUGACUAGCUGAAGCCCCAAUUCAAUUACAUUCAACUGUAAUUAGAACUCUAAAUAAUAAUAACAAACAGGUGCGUUCCCAGCUCCCUCAAACGAGUAAAAGUGAAGCCUUCGGUGCCAAUCAGGAAACAGAACAGGAAGUAAUGACGGAACAGAGAAAAAUCAACUCACAGUUUACACAAUUUAUAAUAAGUGUAAAAUAAAGCUAGCCCGCACUCACACUGCUGCACAGCAUUCAGGUUUUGGGCUGUUUACAUGUGCUAUCUUCAUUUGAGUUGUUCUGUUUGCAAAAUGGCUUUUGUAGAAUCAAUUUAUGCAUUGUUUGGGUCCAGUUUGCUUUGUUUUGUGUUUAUUUUGGUACUAGCAUUUGUUUAUUUGGUGACCUAUAUUACAUUUGACCACUGGUGGUGGUAUUGAGGGGCACUUAAGUGCAGAGGUGAGACAACAUGGGUUUGGGUGACAGGAGUUUGUCACACAGUUUGUACCGCUAGCUCAUUCACGCUCGCUUGUCCACCCUUGUCCAUACAUAGAACCUGCCGCCAUACACCGCCACUCUAGACAACGGACUGACUCGUUCAUUUUUGUACAGUAAACUGAAACAUACCCCAAAUGUCUUCUGUCUGGAUGUUGUUUCUUUGAGCGUUUAAUGACUUGGAUCCCCCACAACCAGAAAUGACUAAAAUGGUAGGAUUGACGGUCGCUACAGCGGCUAUUAUUAAUAACUGGCGAGAGGAGCAACUGCAUAAACUAAAUGGCAUGCCUACUUUGGACGUACGCUUAUGGACAUGUUGGCUGUGGAUUAUUUCAAAUCUUUAUAAUUGUUUCUAUUAUACAAGAUGUCAUUUAUCCUUAAUGACUAACAACUGGAAGAAGGAUUGAAUUAAUUAUAUGACACAUACACAGUAUAUUGCACUUAACCGUGUGCUUGUGCGUGAGCGAUGAAUUGUACAGUGGGCUUUGACUUUGUGGAUUAUUUUGAGUCUAUUCAUUUUUGUCAUGUAAAAACUCAUGAAUACCUGGUGGGAAGACUGAUCUCAUUCAUUAUAUAUAUAUAUUUAUAUAUAUAUAUAUAUAUAUUAUAUAUAAGACGUCUGUGUUGGCCGUGUGCAUGUGCUUGUGCAUGAGCAACAAGCGCACUGUGGGUUUUGACUUUGUGGAUUACUUUGAGUGAUCAUUUCUGUUAUGCAAAUCUGUCAUGUAUAACUGGCGGGAAUACUGAUUUAAUUCUGGCUUCUGUGUUGGGCCUGUGCAUGUGCUUGUGCGUGGGCAACAAGUGUACUUUGUGAAUUAUUUCUAGUCUUUUAAAAAAAAUUAUAUUAAGCAAGAUAUCAUUUAUGACUAAUAACUCUCAGUGUUCGCUUGUGACAAAUUUACGUUGUGCACUUUGACUUUGUGGGCCCAUCAUUUUAUUUCCUUCUACUAUGCAAGGUGGUGGUUUCAUUAAUAACUCAGUGGGAGGACUGAUUGUAUUCAUUAUAUGACUUGUCUACAAACUCACAAUUGUCAAACGAACCAGACUUUAGGUGUCAAGUUAUGCUCAAGCAUGGCAUAGAUUGUCGAGUGUGAGUGUGCAAUAUUAACUUAAUGGGAGAGCACUUUAAAAAGUAUCCAGGAAAUGCAAUGAAACUUUUUGUAUUUGUUUAUAAAGGGCUAACGUGCAUUCGUAGGAAAUUGUGGCUCAAAACAAGUCAGUGGCCAAAACUAAACUUAUUUGUUACUAUCAAGUGACUAAAAUACACUAUGAUCUAAGAUCACAUAGAAAUGUACUGGUAAAGUUUACAAAAGCCCUAAUUCAUAGUAUUCAUGUGUUAAUAUACUGUAGGUUAGAGGUGGGAUCAAAAAUUAAAACAUAGGCUUCUCUGUAGCCUUGACAACUCUGCUCUUGGCCUGAGUCCUCGAUGACAAAAGUGUCUGUGGUCAAUAGUGAUAGUCAACGAUGUCACCGUGUGUGAAUAAAUGUGCAAGGGUCGCACAGAGAGGGCCACUCCAAUUAGACAAUGGCCUGCCAGUGUUUGCGUCUCUGAAAGCCACAUUAUUCAGACAUUUAUAAUAUCUUCUUUUAUGCUGUGUCACUCUUGGCUUUUGUACCCAUUAUGUAAGCAAGGUCACAUUCUGAAGAGCCCCAACUUUACAAGGUAUCUGGUGAGGGGGUGUGUGUUGCUGAAUGGUGUCACGGACCACGUGGACAUUAAGAGUUUUACUCAGUUGGAGUUGGCAUGUUACUUUGUUGGCUUUUGAUUUGCCAUGGCAACACAUGUUCUAUAAGGAUGCUACGUUAAUUAUGGGAACAGCUGAAAGCACAAAGAGACAGAAACACAAGUCAGCAAAUCCAAGCACUGCACAGAGGGAGCCUUUUUCCUGCACAAGCAUGGCAGACCAGAAAGACAGACUAGAUGACUUUAAAGUCCAGACAGCCAAGCAUCCCAACAUCAGCACGGCCCAACUACGGCCCCAUAAUGAACACUCGAAAGACCGAGCGUCCAAGAGGCUCUCCUCCGACUCGAACGGAACCAGCGAUGGAGGAAUGGGUUCGUCCACACCAGUGGAAGUGACCGCCUUAGAGGAGUCAUUUCGACGUUUCGCAAUCCACGGUGACACACGUGCUACCGGCAAGGACAUGCAUGGCAAGAAUUGGUCCAAGCUCUGCAAGGACUGUGGUGUGAUCGACGGCAAGAACAUCACCCUCACCGAUGUGGAUAUCGUCUUCUCCAAAGUCAAGAAGAAGUCCUGCCGCACCAUCACAUUCGACGAGUUCAAGGUUGCGCUGGCAGAGCUUGCCAGAAAGAAGUACAAAGAAAAGACUGGAGAGGACGCCGAAGCUGAGGUCUUCAAGCUGAUUGAGGGGAAGGCGCCCGUGAUUGCCGGGGUCACGAGAGCCGUGGCUUCCCCGACAGUGAGCCGCCUGACAGACACCACAAAGUUCACGGGGUCGCACAAGGAGCGUUUUGACGACACAGGUCGCGGGAAGGGUAAGGCGGGACGAGUGGACGUAGUCGACACUUCGGGAUACGUCUCAGGAUACAAGCAUCAAGGCUCCUACGAAAAGAAGGUCACUAAACCCCCCAAUGCCAACAAACCCAUGUAAUGGUGGGGGGAGAUAAACAUUGGCUCUACAGCUAGGAUCAUUUUCUAUUAAAAGGGUACGCAAAAAAUAAAAACAAAUAGGUCAUCUAUUUCCCCCACCCGGUUAUGUUGUGUGUCCAAGAUGGGUUUUUUUGAGUUCCUCUCUUUGUGAAGUGUGAGAACUGGAAAACUGUUUACAUCUAUUUUUUACAAAGUCUUCACCAGCUGGUACAUUCCUGUUUGAUAGCAAGUUACUGCCAAAAACUGAGGACAACAAUGAUGAUGAUGAUGAAGCCCUGUUGUUUUGUUCGGGCCUUAGAAUAUUUAUCAAGCACAACGAACACUGAAAGCUAAGAAAAACAAAAAAAAUGGGACAAGGGUUUCAUGAUGUAACGUUGCACUUUUCCAAAAUUACCCAUAUUAAGAACAAAUGCAUUUUUGAUGAGCCUCCUAGAUAUUUUGGAUAAUUUAUAUUUAAUAUCCUGUCUUACGUCUACUCCAUCCCAACACCCGCCCCCACUUGUCAGCUGUGUAGAAACUCUGCUGUUCAUGCUUCAUUUUUUUUUU